Lachancea nothofagi CBS 11611 is the source of this 1743-nucleotide messenger RNA. The record is from the annotation of a GenBank genome assembly. Lineage: Eukaryota; Fungi; Ascomycota; Saccharomycetes; Saccharomycetales; Saccharomycetaceae.
AUGUUCAGAAUUAGAUUGCAAAGAGGUUGCCUCUUGCGCACAAAUCAAACAAUAGUACGGAGGCAGUUGCGCCCUUUCACGACCAACAUCAGAACUGUGAAUGCGCAACGCGUGGUCGGCCGCCUAGGUUUUGUGGCCGGGAUCGCGAUUUUUAGUGCUGGACUAUAUACUUUCGAGAAGAGGAAAUUUGCGUCUGUGAUAAAAAACGACGUUCGUCAGGAUUCGAAAAAGCCAGGCAUCCUUCCUAGUGAAGUUGCUCGGCAUGAUAAGGACAACGAUUGUUGGGUUGUCAUCAACGGGUUUGUGUAUGAUCUUACCGAGUUUAUCGGUGCUCACCCGGGUGGUCCUGCCAUUAUACAAGCAAAUGCGGGGAAGGAUGUGAGUGCUAUCUUUUCUGCGUUCCAUGCUCCUGACGUCAUCGAAAAAUAUCUUCCCGAGGAAAAAUGCUUGGGGCCACUUGAUGGUCACAUGCAACCAAAUCUUGUGAGCCCUGCUCUAGCUCCUGGCGAGACACCGGAGGACAUUGAGAGGAAGGAGGAGCUACGCCAAGCACUUCCUGAACUAGACUCUUUGAUUAAUUUAUAUGAUUUUGAAUACUUGGCAUCUCAAAUUUUGACGAAGCAAGCCUGGACUUAUUAUUCCUCUGGGUCCGAAGACGAAUUUGCCCACAGGGAAAACCACGCUGCAUAUCAUCGCAUCUUCUUCAAACCACGGGUUUUGGUGAAUGUUGGAGAGAUUGAUACGUCUACGGUGAUGCUGGGGCACGAUGUCUCGGUGCCAUUUUACGUCAGUGCCACUGCCUUAGUAAAGCUGGGAAAUCCUGAGGAAGGUGAGAAAGACAUUGCGCGCGGGUGCGGGCAAGGUGAAUUUAAAUGUCCUCAGAUGAUUUCUAAUUUCGCCUCUUGCACGUUAAAAGAGACAGUGGAAGCCGCACCCUCGAAGGACCAGCUUCAGUGGCUUCAAGUAUACGUCAACACCAACAAAAGCAUUACCGAGAACUUGCUUAAGGAAGCUGAAAAAUUGGGCUUGAAGGCUAUAUUUAUUACUGUGGAUGCUCCAUGUUUGGGGCGCCGCGAAAAGGACAUAAAACUUAAGUUUACGUCGGAUAAUAAUCCUCAGAGCAUCAAAAAGACUAAAUUGGAGUCUUCAAUUGGCGCUUCUCGCGCUCUUUCAAGCUUCCAAGAUGCAGCGCUAACUUGGGAUGAUGUCGUGGAGUUGAAAAGUAAAACGAACCUCCCCAUUGUAAUCAAAGGUGUACAAUGUGUUGAGGAUGUGCUGAAGGCUGUGGAGAUUGGAGCUAGUGGUGUCGUUUUGUCAAAUCAUGGCGGCCGGCAACUAGAUUUCUCUCGUGCUCCCAUUGAGGUCUUGGCGGAAACCAUGCCAAUAUUAAAAGAGCGCCACCUGGAUGAUAAACUAGAGAUUUUUAUCGAUGGUGGCGUACGCCGUGGAACUGACAUUUUGAAAGCACUUUGCCUGGGCGCGAAAGGUGUAGGCCUCGGAAGGCCCUUCCUUUAUGCAAACAGUUGCUACGGCAGAGACGGUGUUGAAAAGGCUAUUGAUAUGUUAACUGAAGAAAUUCAAUAUUCAAUGAGAUUGCUAGGUGUCAAGUCCAUAAAUGAAUUAAGACCCGAGCUGUUAGACUUGUCCGGCAUAAAGAACAGGUCCGUCGACUUCCCUCAAGACAGCUUGUAUAAAUCUGUUUACGAAAAGCCGGAACAUGCUCAGUUUGUUGAACGUGAUUAA